This is a messenger RNA of Selaginella moellendorffii, 780 nucleotides long. RefSeq lists its product as uncharacterized. The transcript has 4 exons. NCBI's taxonomy places the organism in Eukaryota, Viridiplantae, Streptophyta, Lycopodiopsida, Selaginellales, Selaginellaceae. Bases 1 to 660 code for a protein of 219 amino acids. The record is from RefSeq and is a predicted model, not a curated record.
AUGAUCACCCGCCUCUUGAUCGCCUCAAAGUUACUCUCUCUAACAGUAAGGCUAUUCUACCCGGAGUUUGAGCUGCUCGGAAACAAGAGGAAGGCACCGCCGGUGGUGGAUCAUUACUGUGAUCAUCCGCCUCUCAAUCCCUGGGAACUUACUCUCCCUGACAGACUAUUCUACUCGGGGUUUGAGCUGCUUCGAAACAAGAGGAAGGCACCAGAGGCGGUGGAUCAUUACUGUGAUCAUCCUGCUUUCAAACGCCGUAAACUUGCUAAGAAGGCAGGGGACUCUCCUCUCAGCGAGAACGGGAUGAUGGUGGUGGAAGUGAUCAAGCGGCAUCCACCUGACUUCGCCAACAUGAUCCAAGACUAUCAUGGCGUGAGACCGACGCUGGCUCACUACGACUGCCUGGCGGAUCCCAUGCGCCGGACGGGGCUGUUCGGCCAGGCCGUGGAGCUCAUCGACACCAUGCCUUUUGAACCGGACUUGGACGACGCUCCUGGUGGCGUGCCAGACUCUCUCGACUCUAGAUACGACAAGGCAAAGGCAGGACCGGCUCAACGUCUCGCUCAACUCGAUCGGCGGUGCUCCAUCGAGACCAGGGAUCAUAUCCAAGCGUGGGAGAUGGCACAUUCUUAUGCUGCCGCCAGGAGCUCCACAGGCUAAACAUCGAGCUGACCAUCGAGCGGGGGUGCAAGGUGGACGUGCUGCCGGGGCUUGUGAACAAGGUGCCAGGCACGACCAUCCAGGCCGUCAGGAACCUCAAGGUUGACACCACUCUUCUCC